Molecule: messenger RNA, 1955 nt
Organism: Daphnia magna
Lineage: Eukaryota; Metazoa; Arthropoda; Branchiopoda; Diplostraca; Daphniidae
Product: growth/differentiation factor 2
Exons: 5
Coding region: 577-1836 (419 amino acids)
Biological process (GO): BMP signaling pathway; SMAD protein signal transduction
Cellular component (GO): extracellular region
Molecular function (GO): growth factor activity; cytokine activity
Source: RefSeq, a predicted model, not a curated record
CAGAAUACUUAGAACCGGUUUGCCCGGCAAGUGGUUAGCUUGAGUCUGGCGCCUUAGACCGCUCGGCCAUCCUGACACAAUAUCGUUUGCACAAAGGUUUUACGUAUUUGAGUAUAACUUUCUAUUGCUUACGAGCUCCUACCUUACCUAGUUUCUCUCACACCUCAGCAUGUCUUAAUGUUUUUCGAAAUGGCUCUUACUCCUACAGCUUUCUUUUAGGAUGAUAACAGAUUAUGAUUUAGCCUAAUUCUAACAAAUAGUUGACCCGUUAAUGCCAACAAGACGAAAUGAGUGUUAUGCUGUUUAACUGACAAGAAUGAAUAAAGAUUAACCGUAUAAACAGGACGAUUCUAAAACAAAGGUUUGGCUCCAUUACGAUCACUAUGUUAUAAAGUUAAAAAUAAAAAGCACUUGAGCCUUACUGGCUAUUGACUUUGGUACACUCGCUACUUUUGUUGCAUUCUUUGUGAGACAAGCCUAUCUCCUCGUAAUUUUUGCCUCAUUCUUUGUGCAUUCGCUCCCGCGAGACGAAUAAUAGUGCAACGUACACUUCCUGGUAUAUCGCUUUUCAAAGUCAUGGCGUUAAAUGGAACUUUCGACGUCACAAACAAUUUGUUUUUUUGUUUCGUGCUUGUUUUGGUAAUAAAUGUAGCGACGAUACCCUGUUACUCCGUUAAGUGUCGUCAAAAUCCGUGUUCUUUACCAUCUGUUCUUCCUUCUGCCUUGGGACUUUGGAAGUUUACACAACAAGAAUCAACUAGCAAUGAUCUCAAUCCGAUGAUGAAUAACCAUCUUAGGGAUGUUUAUUCUUCAGCGCAAGAUUAUGAACAUAUGCUACCUGAGACGUCGAUCAAGCGCAAAAAUAUUCCCAACUACAUGCUCGAUAUCUAUGCUCAAAGGACUCACAAAUUGGCCACCGGAAAUUCUUAUGACAAUGUUCGAAAUUACAGAGCCAUUUCAGAAAUGGAAGUUAGCUAUUUUGAAAGCAUUUACCAGCGCAACAAUUUCUCGAUUGUUCACCAUUUGCUAUUCAACGUUUCUGCUUUGCCAAUAGAAGAACAGCUUCAAGAAGCAGAGCUGAAACUUUGGGCUAUUGUCAAUUUUUCACCUGAAAAUCUCUUUGGUGCCAAUAGACGGCUAUUCCGGAUUUACUUGAUGAAUGGCUAUAAUUACAAUCCCUGGGAUUUGGAGAUUCUGGAUUUUAAGUUCGUAAUCGAGUCUAAAGAAAUAUGGCUUACCUUUAAUGUGACCCAUGCGGUACAAUGGUGGAUGGAGAAUAAAAUUCCAAUUCAAAUGAUACAAGUCCGUAUCGACCCCCUCCACCCAUCAGAGGUAAGAUUCGGUUCAAUUGACAUAAGUCUUAGAUCCAUCGUUGGGGAAGAAACUGAGCCUCAAUUAGUCGUCUACUCCUCAACAAAGAAACUUUCGGACCCAGAGCACAUGAUUGCUAAAAGAGAUGCGGACGUUUUUCCUGACAGGCGUCCUACAAACAAGUCUCACAGGAAAACAAAAUCGAGCCCAAACUGUCGGCGUCGGCCUCUUUACGUCAAUUUUACUCAAAUAAACUACGAUCAGUGGAUCAUAGCACCUGAAGGAUUCGAGGCAUACGAAUGUGCCGGACGCUGCGAUUUCCCGCUCAGUGAUCACCUCACUCCUUCGAAACACUCCAUUCUACAAUCUCUAAUGCAUGCUAUUCAACCCGAUAAAGUAGGAAAAGUGUGCUGUGUCCCAACCCGAUUAGCACCGAUCAGCUUAUUAUACUAUGACGAACGAGGCAUUCUCACCUAUAAGUACCGCUAUGACGAAAUGGUUGUGGCAGAAUGUGGGUGUCGAUAAAUUUUGUCAGAAAAUUUGUCUUAAAAAUGAUAAGCCAUCUAGGGAAACAAAGAAAAUGCAUUAACAUUGUAACAUAAAUUUGCGGAAAAACUAUUUAGAAAAUAAAAAGUUUACCACCA